Salpingoeca rosetta is the source of this 1095-nucleotide messenger RNA. RefSeq lists its product as uncharacterized. The transcript has a single exon. The record is from RefSeq and is a predicted model, not a curated record. Lineage: Eukaryota; Choanoflagellata; Craspedida; Salpingoecidae. Bases 22 to 1020 code for a protein of 332 amino acids.
UUCGACACUUGGCGGAACAAGAUGAGAUGUGCUGUGGUGGCGGUGGCAGCCGUCAUGGUCGCCGUCGUCAACAAUGCAGAUGGAGUGAUGCGGGCAGCAGCAGCUGCUGCUGCUGAUCCAGAGCAGCUAGAGACAACAAGACCAGAGCACCAAGAAUUGCACCAGUGGGCUGUGUUUCAUCGGCCGUGGUCGUGCCCGUCCCGGCAAGCUGAUGGUCGGGGCAGUGAUAGUGAUCGUCGGAGUGACAGCCAGAAAAGUGGUGGUGGUGGUGGUGGUGGCAGUGGUGGCAGUGGACGGCCUCUCCCCGCUGCUGGAAGUGAACGCCCUCUUGUCGCUGAGAAUCGCGGGGAGAGCAUACCCGUCUUUGCGGCAGACAGCAGCGCCACGUUUACUGCGGGAACUGUGGCGUGGCGAAAGACGGAGAUGCUGUUUGGGCUGUCUGUACAGAACAAACACGGGACCACGGUGCGCAACAUAACGGAGGCCGAGUUUGAGCGGUUCAUGGCGCUGUCCGUGCUGCCGCGGUUUCCAAACGGCACCACGGUAACGAACGCAACUGGGUCCUACCUGAGCCGUGUCACGCACACGGACGUUCGCGAGCGAUCCAAGUACCUCCUCGUCUAUCACCCCGACACCCCAGUUUUCGCUGAGCGCAUCCAGGCCAUCACACAAGACUACAUGCGCGACUACCAGCAGGAAUCCGUCCUGUACACGAGCAUUCCAGCCACCGUCUGUUUCAGCGACUGCGGAUGCGUGGACCUUGGUGGCAGGGCGCAGAGCCGUGCGCAGCGUAUGCCUGUGUCUUUACCGCCGUCACAUCAGCAGCAGCCGCUGCUGUCAGGCACACCGGCUUCAAUGCUCGUGCUUCCUGGCCUGCCUGCGCAAGUGGUGCUGCCUGCAUUGUUGGCGCUAACCCUCCUAAACACCAUCGCCGUAGUCUACAUCCUGUUGAACAAGAGCCAAGGCGCCAGCAGACGAUCGAAACACAAGGCGGCACUCACACCUGCAAUUGCAACAUGAACAGCAACGGCAACCACAUCAGCUCUCCCUUAGCUUGACUAAUGAUCAAAAAGGCUGUUCCAAGAGUAUUCCUGU